CAAAUUUGAAAGGAGGCAGACAAAAAUAUAUUGUUUUGAUUCAUCUUCCAAUAGGGGCAGCUAAAGGUCAGCCAUUGUUGAACCAAUUGGGGAAGUUCCCCUCCGAUUCUUCUCCUUCGUUGUCAUGGUUGAAGACCAUCAACAUUAGGGUUUCGCCAUAAAAACAGUACUCAGCUACUUUACUUCUUAAGAAAUGGCGUGAGAAGCAACAUUGAUAAUUGUGUCCAAAUAUGAAAUACCUCCACUACUUGCAGUGGAUAGCUUUAUAGAACAGGAUCAAUUUCAUCAUCACUAUUUUAAAACUAAAAUCGUUUUGUACGUUUUUCUUUCCCAAAUUUAAAAUGGGCGAUUCUUGUUCGAGCUUGCUGGAUCUGAUUCCGUUGUCUGUGAAUUGAGACCUCUUGAUAGGAACUAUUCGACUGCCUUUUUCGGCAAGGCUCUGCUUUCUCUGUCCUUUGCUUCAAUCUCAGUCUAUUCUAUUCGGCGCCCUUUAGCUUCCAUGAUUUAGAGAUAACGAGUAUUAGAAGCGAGAAGAGAAAGCUGAGUGUUGAGCUUCAAUGGAGGAGGCUGCUAUCGACUUUCUUCUGGUGCCUUUAGGUCUCUGUUUGUUGGUGGUUUAUCACUUAUGGUUGGUUCUUACCAUUUAUCGGAAUCCCAGACGGACGGUCAUUGGUCUCAACGCCGAGUCCCGCCGCCAAUGGGUGUUUUGCGUGAUGACUGAUCCAUUGAAGAAUGGUGUUUUAGCCGUUCAGACAAUACGAAACAACAUAAUGGCAUCUACACUUUUAGCAACAACAGCAAUAACUCUCAGUUCGUUAAUUGGUGUUUUUGUGAGCAGCUCAUCAGACAUGAGUAAUGCAAAACUGCAUCUAAUUUAUGGCAACAAGUCUGCCCUUUGUACUUCAAUCAAGUACUUCUCAAUCUUGUUGUGCUUCCUUGUUGCUUUUCUAUGUAAUGUGCAGUCAAUAAGAUACUAUGCUCAUGUAAGUUUCUUGGUCACUGUUCCUACAUGGAGAGAUCAGAAAGAGUCUAUUCAGUACGUUGCCAGAAACUUGAAUCGAGGCAGCCACUUCUGGUCCGUUGGAUUGCGAGCAUUUUACUUCUCAUUCCCUCUCUUUCUAUGGAUUUUUGGGCCAAUUCCUAUGUUUGCUUGUUGCUGUAUAAUGUUAUGUAUUCUUUAUUUUUUGGACACAACGACUAGUUUUACACGGCAACUUCACACCCGAUCACUGAAGGAUGACCAGCAAGUCGAUCUGGAAUCACCUCGUCAAGCAUUGUAAGUACUGUUGAAGUCUCGUAAUACCCUUGAUCCAAACCUAUAUCCAACAUAGUCUAAUAUAUAGUCAUUAAAUAUGUUUGCUUCAGCUGAAUUCCUGAUUGCUAAAAGACUCUAUAGAUUAACUUGUCUAUAUAAUUACAACUUUGGAAGAAGUGCCAAUAAAUGAAUGGCUGGUUUUAUUCUCCAAAUUGGAAUGUAAUGUAUUUGAAUGCAUUUUUUCUCAACGUUUCUAAUUCAAGUUGCACUUAGUCUUGUUUGUAUCAUUCAUUUUCCCCUGUAGUAAAACAUUAUUAGCUCUUUCCUCUGCUAUCACACCUUUCAUCAUCAAUCGGAGGAGGCUCAUUGCCUUCUACGACGUUCCUGUAUGCCCAAACUUAAUAAAUUUGGAAUCUACCUUUCAAGUCAUGCACUAAUUUUGUAAAUCUUAAAUCCAUCUAACGAUACGAAUGAACUUCCACACCUUAAUUAACACAAAGUCAAAUUCACUAAUAACCUCUUGAACCUUUUUCCAACAUACAAAAUGAAUAUUAUUCAUGUACGGUUGAUGACUCAGAAGAGAGUCGUCAUAUCUUUAUCGUGCUUCCAUUACAGGUAAGCUAUGGCUGUAAUUUGGUGACAUUUUGUCCCAUUGAAUUCUGGUUUAUAUUGUAGUAGACAUUCAAUAAUGGCCAAGAUUAAUUUGUACAGAACAGUAACAUCUGCUUUUCUUUGUCAAAGCACAAAGACAAAGAGAGAGACAAAGAGAGAGACGCCAGGUAAGCUGAAAAUAACACAACAGAAUGUGUUUUGUUUGUGAUUUAAAGGACAUAACUGGGUGAGUAACACAGUGAAAUGAUGAAAUGUGUGGAAGUCAAUUUGGAUGCUUUUCCCUUUUCUUUUAUUGGAGUUCAGAAAUACCUGUUGAAUUCUCUCUCAUUUUCCAUUUCCAUAAAGUUUACCCAACUGCCUAAUAUGGCCAAAUGCAGCCAUCCAGGUUUUGUGGUUGACAACAGUGUGCCACAGUGCACUGCAGCCAGCUUUGGCAGGGCCAAUAAGAUGGCGUUGACACACCCCUGUGGAGGGAGCCAAAUUGUCAAGCUUUUUUAUUCAUCUUUUUCUCCUGAAUCAAACACAUUCUCUGUGAUUCUGACUCGACAAAGUCCAUUUAGAGCUGUCGCUCUUAUCAUCAUCAUCAUCAUCUUCAAGGUAUUUUCAUGGAGUGGCCCAAGUUCUUGAAUAUAUUGUAUUGCAUGCUAGGUAUAAUAGUAAUUUGUGCUAGUUGGUAGUACUGGAACUCUGAUAUUGAGGGUUGUUUUUGUGGUGUUUGCCUAGAUAGUGGAGCACUUAUUGUUUUUGGGUUAAAUAUGGGAAACUCAAAUGAGAACUUUUGGGUAAAACCAUUUGCCAUUUUUGCAAGAUGUGUCAUUGUGGUUUAACUGGCAUUUAUGGUAGAUUUUCAAGGGUUUUGCCAAUUGAAAAUUAAGAUGGUGUCUUAAUGUUGCACACCAUGUAGCAUGAACUGAUCAAUUGUAAAAA
This is a messenger RNA of Cucumis sativus (cucumber), 2794 nucleotides long. RefSeq lists its product as uncharacterized. NCBI's taxonomy places the organism in Eukaryota, Viridiplantae, Streptophyta, Magnoliopsida, Cucurbitales, Cucurbitaceae. Bases 558 to 1280 code for a protein of 240 amino acids. The record is from RefSeq and is a predicted model, not a curated record. The transcript has 2 exons.